AUGGAAGUAAAAGAUAUGGAUGUUGUAAUUUCUGGCAUGUCUGGAAGAUUCCCAAACUCCAACAAUGUAAAAGAAUUUGAAUACAAUUUGUUCAACAAGAUUGAUAUGACGAAUGAUGAUACAAGUCGUUGGAAUCAUUUUCAAGAUGAAGUUCCGCAUAGAUUUGGUAAAAUUCGCAAUUUAGAAAAGUUUGAUGCUUCUUUCUUUUCGACACUGAAUAAGCAUGCCAAUUGGACAGAUCCGCAAAUAAGAAUUCUUCUUGAGCAUUCAUAUGAGGCGAUUCUGGAUGCUGGUGUAUCUCCACAAUCUUUAGUUGGAACCAGAACUGGUGUAUUUAUGGGAUGUAGUGUAUCAGAUGCCAGAGAUGUGUUUACUCAUAAGCUUCCUCCAAAAGAUGGAUAUGUUCUUGUUGGAAAUUCCGGAUUUUAUAUUGCAAACCGUAUAUCUUAUGCUCUUGGCUUAUGUGGACCAUCAUUAACGAUCGAUACAGCAUGUUCAAGUUCAGCGUAUGCUCUUGACUGUGCUUUUCGUUACAUGGAAGCAGGUUUGUGCGAUACAGCACUAGUUGGUGGUUCUCAACUAAUUUUGAACUCAAGAACAGCAAUUGAAUAUUCACGAUUGGGAUUAUUAGCAAAAGAUGGAAUCUCACGACCAUACGAUGUAGACGCGAGUGGAUUUGUUCGUGCUGAAACAAUUUGUGUAUUGCUUCUUCAACGUCGUAAAGACUCGAAAAGAAUCUAUGCAAAUGUUGUUUACAGUAGCUCUAAUAAUGAUGGGUUUAAGGAAGAAGGUCACACAUUUCCAUCAAGAGUUAUGCAUCAACAAUUAAUGGAACAUUUUUACAAGAAUAUAAAUUUUGAUCCAUCAAAUGUUAAUUUUGUUGAAGCACAUGCAACAAGCACUAAACUUGGUGAUCCUGAAGAAUUGGCUGCUAUUGAUAAAGUUUUUAAUAAAAGCUCUGAAAGGUCGAAGACAUUAACAGUCGGGAGUGUUAAAUCAAACAUGGGACAUGCAGAAGCAGCCUCAGCAAUGUCUUCAUUAACUAAAGUGUUGCUCUCAUUUGAAAAUCACAAAUUUCCACCAAACAUUCACUUGAAAGCUUUACGAUCAGACAUUCCAGCAUUUGCUGAAGGUCGAAUAAGAGUAGCAACAGAAGUUGAAGAUCUUCAUGGUGAAUUUAUUGCAAUGAAUUCAUUUGGACUUGGUGGUGGAAAUGCACAUUCACUGUUUAGAGGAAAUCCUAAAGUCAAGAUUAAUUCUGGAAUUCCUGAAGAUAACCUAGGUCGUAUGGUUUUGUGGUCAGGCAGAACAGAAGCUGCAAUUAAUGCAAUUAUUGAUGAUAUCACACAACGUCCACUGGAUGCUGAACAUAUAGCACUUCUUCAAAGCUCUCAAGUUCAAACAACAAUUGCGAAUACUUAUCGUGGAUAUGGAAUGUUCAUAAAAGGAGAAUCUGGAAUGAAUGCUGUCUGUACAAAGAAGAAUAUUGAAUAUUUUGAUGGAUCUCGUCGGCCAAUUGUAUUUGUUUACAGUGGCAUUGGAAGUCAAUGGCUUGAAAUGGGAAGAGAUUUGAUGAUUAUUCCACUUUUUGCUCAGUCAAUUGAGAACUGCCACAACAUCCUAAUGACUAAAGGAAUCGACUUAAAGCAUAUAAUAACAUCUACUGAUGAGAAAACAUUCAGCAAUGUGCUGCAUUCAUAUGUAGGAAUUGUAGCUAUCGAAAUUGCACUUACAGACAUAUUACGGGAACUCAAAAUAGUUUCAGAUUAUAUUAUUGGACAUUCAGUUGGUGAGCUAGGAUGUGCUUAUGCUGACAAUUGCCUUACAGCAGAGGAAACUAUAUUAGCUGCUUAUGCACGUGGUGAAGCAAGUAAUGAAUCCGAAACUAUUAAAGGUGCAAUGGCAGCUGUUGGAAUGAAUUAUUCUAAAUUAAAAGAAAUAAUGCCUGAAGACAUUGACAUUGCAUGCCAUAAUGCUGAAGACUCGUGCACAAUCAGUGGACCUAUUGAAAGUGUUAAUGCAUUUGUUAAUAAAUUAAAGGAAGACAAAGUUUUUGCCAAAGAAGUUUCAAGUUCAGGAGUUCCAUUGCACAGUCGAUAUAUCAAAGAUAUGGGUCAUAGUCUAUCCAAGAAAUUGAAAGAUAUCAUUAAAGAUCCAAAAGUACGCUCUGAAAAGUGGCUCAGUUCUACAUACUCAAAAGACUUGUGGAAUCAAACCAACGCAAUGGUUUCAUCAGCUGAAUAUCACACAAAAAAUCUCUUAAAUCCAGUUCUGUUCCAAGAAGUUACAGAAAUGCUACCUAACGAUGCUUUGACCAUCGAAGUUGCUCCAUCUGGGCUAUUAAGGGCUAUUUUAAAGAGAAGCUUGAAGGAAGGAGCUUAUGUGAAUAUAACUGAAAGAAAUUCGAAGGAUGGAUUCAAUCGUUUCUUAGAAGCACUAGGAAGCAUCUUCCAACACGGCGUUGACUUAGACAUAUCAAGAAUAUAUCCAUCAGUCAGUUUUCCAGUGUCUAGAGGAACUCCAAUUAUUUCACAUACGAUUAAAUGGAAUCACGAAGACAGUCAUUUUGUGCCGUAUUUUGACUCAUAUAAUACAUUCGAGAGACAUAACAUGCUCAUCAACAUCAGCGAUAAAAAAUUUGAGGUCGUUCAAAACCACAUUGUUGAUGGUCGUGUGCUGUUUCCAGCAACUGGUUGGAUCUUUCUUGUUUGGGAAACAUUUUCUAAAAUGAUUGGUGCUCAUUAUGAGAGUGUUAAGGUAAUUCUUGAAGACUUGCAUCUUUUAAGAGCAACAACAUUAGAGAAGAAUCAGGAUAUUCUGGUGACAAUUUCGAUACAUCGUGCAUCAGGAAGGUUUGAAGUUAUUGAAGGAAAUGCUCCCGUGGCUCGAGGUGUGAUAAAACAAGCAGAAAACAUCAAAAUGUCUGAAAUAUCACCACCUGACGAUAACCAAAGUGCUUUAACAACAGAUGAUUUCUACCAGGAAGUCCGUCUAUCUGGAAUCAUCCUUUUGGGGCUAUUUCAAGGUGUUACUGAAAUGUCAAAUGAUAACUUGAAAGGAAAGAUAAGAUGGUCUAACAAUUGGAUAACAUUUAUGGAUACGAUCAUCCAUUUUCAUAACAAACGAGUUCUAUUCUCUCGAGAGGUGGCAGUUCCAGUUAGGAUUCGAAAAUUUAUAAUUGAUCCAAUCCUGCAUUACAAGAUGGUUGGAGAAAAAAUUAAGCAAUUUAAGGCAGCAAAUCCUGAUAGAGACGAGAUGGAUAUCACUUUCGAUGUUGCUGCAUGUCCACAUCAACAAAUAAUAAAUGCUGGUGCUGUUGAGGUUCAUGAAAAAAUUUAUUCGAGGAUUCAACGAAGACUAAAGCAUCAGCCACAGCUUGAGAUUAAUAAAUUUGUUCCAUACUUUACUGAAGAAGUGAUGUCUUUGGAUGAUGCAGCCAAACUAAUUAUUCAGAUGUUAAUUGAUAAGACGAGCAGAACGAAAGUUGUUAUAGUUGAAAAAGAUAAUGAAGCUGAUGAAGAAAAGCUUUUAUUUUCUGAGUAUAUUCAAAAAGCCAUAGGUGGAAUCCCUCAAUUAGUUGGCGAUAUGACUUUAUUAACCUCUAAAAGCAACUUAAAUAUUAAAGAUGUAACAAUUGGAACUGAUGAUAUAACAUCCAUGAGUGGAAUUGAUCUUCUUAUUGAAGACAAGUGUUUUGGAGAUCAAAAUAAGAUUCAAGAGCUUAAAUCAGUUAUGAAUAUUAAUGGAUAUAUAGUUUCAAGAGAAACUCAGUGCUUUUCUGAUAUUCCUCGUGAAGAUGUCCAGUUAGUUGCUAGAAUUCGAACAACAUCUGACGAAAUCCUACACAUUUUACAAUUUGCUGACGAUUCUGUGCAGCACAAAACUUUUAACAUAAUUAAAAUCACAUCAAAUGUCACCGACUGGCUUGAGCCGCUGAAAGCUUCACUAAAAGAAUCUUCGACCAUCAUCUAUGCAUAUAAUCAAGAGCCAUCUGGAAUUCUUGGGUUCAUUAAGACUCUCAAACUUGAAUAUCAAGGCAAGAUUAAAUGUUUCUUCAUUAUGGACACAGAAAAUGCUCCUUCUGACUUUGACAUCAAUGAUGAUUUCUUUAAGAAGCAGUUGAAAUUAAACGACACUAUAAAUAUCUUCAAGGAUGGAAAAUGGGGAGGUUACAGGCACUUAAACAUUGUUCAAAUUAACAAUUCAAUUCCACAAACUUCGCAUUGCUUUGCUGAUUGUCUCAUUAAAGGUGAUCUGUCGUCAUUAACAUGGAUGCAAGGAUCAUAUGAUAUUAAUGAUUCUAAACUAGAUCUUGUUAAUAUUCAAUGCUCAUCAUUGAACUUUAAAGAUGUCAUGUUAGCUCUUGGAAGAAUCACGUCAUAUAAACCAGGAAAAGUUAUCGAGGAAGUAGCAAACUUAGGGUUCGAAUUUUCUGGAACUAAACGAAAUGGCGAACGAGUUAUGGGAAUUGCAAAUAGUCCAGGUGCAUUAGCCACUCAUUAUGAUGCUAAGAAUGCAAUGUUAUGGAAUGUUCCAGAUUCAUGGACAUUAGAAGAAGCUGCAACGGUUCCACUUGUCUAUUUUACAGUUUAUUUUGCCUUCUUCCAUACAACAACAAUCAAAGCUGGUAAGAAAAUUUUGAUUCAUUCUGGAACUGGUGGAGUUGGACAGGCAGCUAUUGAGGUCGCAUUUGCAUAUGGAUUGGAAGUUUUUACAACAGUCAGUACUGAGGAUAAGAAGAUCUUCUUACUCAAAAAGUUCCCCAAAUUAAAAUCUGAAAACAUUGGAAAUUCUCGUGACACAAGUUUUGAGAAGAUGGUCAUUAAAAAUACAAAUGGAAAAGGUGUUGAUUAUGUGCUGAAUUCUUUGGCUGGCGAGAAACUUCAAGCAUCAAUCCGUUGUUUGGGUGUUGAUGGCGUGUUUUUAGAAAUUGGCAAAUAUGACAUUCAAUCAGGAACAAACCUUGAUAUGGGAUAUUUAGGGAAACGAAUAACACUGAAGUCUGUUAUUUUUGAUGAUUUGGCUUUAGAUCCGAAUGACAUGCAGUUCGUCUAUAGUCUGGUCGACAAAGAUCUGAAGUCUGGAAUCAUUAAACCACUAAAUGUUACGGUUUUUGAUGCCAAUAAGAUUGAAGAUGCAUUCCGAUACAUGACUACUGGUUAUCAUAUUGGCAAAGUCGUACUCAAGAUGCGUCAAAACGCAAACGAUAAAUGCUCAUUGCCAUUAAACUCACUGAAUCGAGUUUAUUAUAGUUCUGAUGAGUGCAUCAUAAUCCCUGGCGGUUUGGGUGGUUUUGGGAUUGAACUGGCUGAGUGGCUCGUAUUAAGAGGAUGUCGGAAAUUAAUUUUGAGCUCAAGAAGAGGAAUAAGUACUGGAAGACAGGCAUAUAAAAUUGCCCUUUGGGAAUCACUAGGUGCAAAAGUAGUUGUCAGCACAGCAAAUACAGCAACAGAAGAAGGUUGUGAUGAAUUAAUCAAACAAGCAAAUGAACUCGGCCCAGUUGGAGCAAUUUAUAAUCUUGCUGGUGUCAUUCGUGAUAAUCUAUUUGAAGAUAUUGAUGAGACAGCCUUCAACGAGACAUUGGCACCAAAAGCACUUGCAACAAAACAUUUAGAUAAAAUAUCUCGAGUUCUAUGUCCAAAUUUAAAGCAUUUUGUUGUAUUUUCAAGUGUAGCAUGUGGACGUGGUAAUAUUGGUCAAAGUAAUUAUUCAAUGGCAAAUUCAGUCAUGGAAAGAAUAAUUGAGGAAAGACAUCGAGAUGGAUUGCCAGGAAAAGCUAUUCAAUGGGGUGCAAUUGGUGAUGUUGGAAUGCUUGCUGAAGCUCAAUUAAAGGAUAUAGGAAAGGACUUUUUGGGGUCUAUUCCUCAACCAAUUUUAUCGUGUUUUGAAGUACUUGACACACUUCUCACAUCAGAUGAUCCAAUAGUAUCAAGCAUAAUUGUUGCUGAUAAAAAAUCAAGUAACUCUAAGAAAAGAAACAUUAUUGAUAUAAUCUUCAACAUUAUGGGAAUCCGAGAUAGAAAGUCAGUUUCAAUGGAUUCAUCAUUAACACAGCUAGGCAUAGAUUCACUGACAGGAGUCGAAUUACAGCAAACAAUUGAACGAGAAUUUGACAUUUCUUUAACAUCACAAGAAUUGCGAUCACUUACUUUGAAUCAACUGUCAUCGAGAGUUACUUCAAAGAACAUUAAAAGUCUAGAAAUUGACGAAGAAGUUUCAACAACUGAAAGGUGGAUGACAAUAAUGAUGGAAGGUGUAAUCGAUAAUAAUGCUAAUCUGAUCACAUCAGAAACUAUCGUUAAAGCUAAUGACGUUGAAAAUAAAUCAAAUACAAAGGUUUUGAUAAUUCCUGGAUUAAUUGGAUAUGCUGCAAAUGUUUUUCGUAAUCUUGCAAAACAAUUGGACUUUCCUGCUUAUAUUUUACAACUAAUCCAUACGACAGAUUGCAAGAGUAUUGAUGAUAUUAUAACAAAUAUAAUUGAUCAUGUUUUAAAUCUCUUUUCUGAUGCUGAACAUUUCAUUCUUAUUGGUCAUUCUUUUGGUACGAUUUUAACUUUAAAGCUUGCUAAAGUUUUAGAAGAUUGUGGUAAAUCUGGUCAAGUAAUUCAACUUGAUGGAUCGCCAGAAUUUCUUAAAAAGUAUACGAUUCAAAGUAUUCGAGAAGGAAAUCUCCCAAAAUUCAAUAAUCACAUAUCGAUGAUUCUUUUUAAUAUUUUCCAGCAAUUUGUUGAUUCCAAAAUUUCAAAAUCUGCAAUUGAAAAUCAUAAAACUUGGGAAAGUAGACUUAAAGCAAUGAUUGCAGCGUCUGGAAAUAAAAUACCAGCUUCCUAUGAACAGUUAUCGGAUCAAGUUUGCGUAUCCUAUACAAAUCGAUUGAAUAUUACUCGUGAUCUUAAAAAUGAAGAGUUUUCAAUUUUAAAGGCAACAAAAAUUUCAUUAAUCAAAGCAUCAAAGCCACCAGUUGCAGGAUUUAUUGAUGAUUAUGGAUUAUCGGUAUUUUCAACAAGCAGCAUUGUUACUAAUACUGUUUUUGGUGAUCACACAACAUUCCUUCAAAAUCCUGAAUUAUCAACAAUAGUAAAGAAGUUGAUUUCGAAUUAAGC
This is a messenger RNA of Chironomus riparius, 7103 nucleotides long. The record is from the annotation of a GenBank genome assembly. NCBI's taxonomy places the organism in Eukaryota, Metazoa, Arthropoda, Insecta, Diptera, Chironomidae.